Molecule: messenger RNA, 1572 nt
Organism: Geosmithia morbida
Lineage: Eukaryota; Fungi; Ascomycota; Sordariomycetes; Hypocreales; Bionectriaceae
Product: Homeobox domain
Exons: 2
Coding region: 1-1572 (523 amino acids)
Biological process (GO): regulation of transcription by RNA polymerase II
Cellular component (GO): nucleus; RSC-type complex
Molecular function (GO): DNA-binding transcription factor activity, RNA polymerase II-specific; DNA binding
Source: RefSeq, a predicted model, not a curated record
AUGGAUGCCUACUCACAGGGAUGGGCUGGCAUGCCCUUUUCCGAGGUCGACGAUGCCUUUGCCACAUACCCUCAGUACCCUGCCACCAACUACAACGCCAUCCUAGCCAGCUCCAUGGAAGCCUACCAGGCUCAGCAUCACCACCUAGUCCACCACCAACCCAUGUCCCGCACCACCGAGUCCAAACCCCGCCUAUCCAAGGAUGAGGUCGACACUCUAGAGAAGGAGUUCCAGAAGAACCACAAGCCCAACAGCAGCACCAAGAAGUCUCUCGCAGAGGCUAUGAGGGUUGAGAAUGCCCGUAUCAACAACUGGUUCCAGAACCGGCGGGCAAGGGAAAAGAAGGAGAGGAAUAUUCGCGAGUACGAGGCCAAGCAGAAGCUUGAGAGGGAGCAAAAGGGCUCUUCCCACCCCGGAGGCUCAUCUAACCUUCCCACCCGCGGCAGCCACCUGGUGGCCUCGAGCGCGCCUUUCCCCAACGCCCCCCAUUCUUCAUCAUCGCCCUCGGCCGCCGCCAGCCCCGAACAGUCUCCCAUUCUCGACCAUGAGAGCGACGCUGCCGGCUCGGAUGACGCUGCCGAGACUCAUGCGGCCACUGACAUUUUCCGACUCCCCGACCAGCUCUUCAGCUUCGACAUGCCCGCCGCCACUCAGAUGUCCUACGAGUACUCCGGUACUUCCCCUUCCAACGGCACUUCGGAAGUCAACGAGCCCGUCAUCACGACCGAUGACGACGAUGACGCCGACUACUUCGUCAACACACACAACAACCCUUCCAUGCAGCAGUUCCAGCAGCUCUUCUCCCACAGCAUGCCCAAGAGGAACAACGCACUCGCAUCCCCGCCCGCCAUCGACAUCAACUCUCGCCGCAGCCGCAGCCGCCCUGCUCCUCUGUCCAUCGGUGGCUCGUCGCGGAGCUACUCGCUCGGCGUGCCCCGCACCGCCAGCAUCGACAACAUGAGCUACAGGAGAGGAUCCGACAUGAUGUGCCGCCGCGUCAUGUCUUCCUCGCGCAUCAACAAGCUCAACUCUGUGCCGCGCAGUCCCUUUCCCGUGAACUGGUCCCCCGCCUUUGGCCGAAAGAGCAGCAACAGCAGCAGCGAUACUGCUCCUCCGACCCCCGAGACGCCCAUGGCCGAUCAUAGCAACAUGGCUUCCAACAACGGUGCCGACAACUUGCUCAUGCCAUCUUCCGACCUCCACACCCCUCCCACCACACCCGGCAUCAGGCGCAACCUCUACAAUAGCAACAGCAAUCUGAACUCGUUCUACGACAUGUCGAUGCCCACAACUGACGCCAGCGUUGUUGCUUCUUCCAUGGUCAGCUUUCCCGGAUCCACCAGCAACAGCAGCCUGUCCAUGAUGACUCCCAACUACCUGGCCAACAGCAUGAGCCAGCCUCAGACGCCUUCUUUCGCAUCUCCCAUGGGCACGUCGCCACUCACCGGCCCCGAGUACACGUGGGCGGCAGGGGGCAUCAUGUCUGAGAGCUUCUCGCCCGAGGACCAGCACCAGUCUGCUGGCCCUCACUACUACAGCAUGUCCAUCCCUACCUUUGGCAUGGAGACGUGA